Messenger RNA from Acaulospora colombiana, 3087 nucleotides. The record is from the annotation of a GenBank genome assembly. Lineage: Eukaryota; Fungi; Glomeromycota; Glomeromycetes; Diversisporales; Acaulosporaceae.
AUGUUGACAGAAUUAAUCUUCUUCAUAGUGCUGGCAAUAGACUUGUGUAAUGUCACCCAUACUGCCUUGGAGGCGGGCUCAGUCGGUGAUGUGGUAAAUGGUUACGCCAGUUGCCUCCACUUGCCCACUGUGGCAACAUCGGUAGUCACCAAUAUGUCAAUUUCACCCACCUCAGAAGCAUAUAAACCUAAAGGACACGCAAAAAAGCUCAGUCUUACCCAUGUGAAGCAGAAGAUUGGACUAGGUACAGUCAAAGCCAUAGCUCCGGAGAUUUAUAGCGUUUUGAAGAUCUCAUUGAGGGUAUCUGUCGAGGCGCUUGAAAAAGCUCCAAUUCCAGGACUCAAAGCUGCAGGCACUGGUUUGCUCUCUCUCUUGAAAGCAAUCGACGUGAUACAUCAUCAAGCCGCUUUGCUCUCAAACGGAGAAUGGAACUCGAAUUCCCUACGAUUUGGAAACCAGAAUCGAGAAGCUUGGGAGGAUAUAGAUAGGACAUUAAAUCAGAACGGUAUGUUCAUUUCGUUCACUACGGAGGUUACUGAAAUAUGCCCAGUUCGUGACGGAACGCCAGAGAGCUUGCCAUAUGUUCCCGCUCGAUACAAAGAUCAGCGCGAGAACAAGCAAAUCUCAACAUGUCUACCGAAUACGCGUGUGGAGCUUCUUAGAAUGAUAGAUGAUUGGGUUCAUGACCGCAAAAAGCCUCCAAUCUUCUGGCUCAGUGGGAUGGCAGGAACCGGAAAAUCGACAAUCGCAAAAACAUUUGCUCAAUCCCUCGAUGGGAAAACUCCGCAAGACUAUUUAGGAGCAUCGUUCUUUUGCUCACGAGAUGAAGAGAAGCUCAGUAGGGACUAUUUAAUCAUUCCAAAUAUCGCCUAUCAACUUGCGCAAUAUGACGAAGGAUUCCACUCAGGAGUUUCUGCCACUCUACAGGUGGAUCCAAAUGCAGCAGACCUCGAUCUAGAAAAUCAGUUUCAAAGGCUCAUUUUGGAGCCACUCCAAAACACAACGAAAAAGAGAACGCUCAUAGUGAUUGUCAUGGACGCCUUGGAUGAGUGUAGUGGAAAACCAGAAGAGAUAGUUGCGUUAUUUUCAAGUCCACAACUGGCCGAUCUCCCGUUCUCGAUCAAGCUCUUCGUUACAGGACGACCUGAAGCCAAAAUCCGUCAAGCUCUUGCUCAUUCUAACGUCAAGAGUCGAAUACAGCCGCUUCAACUACAUGAAAUAGAAGGUUCGAUCGUUAAGGGUGACAUAAUGGUGUUCCUCAAUCACCAUUUCAAGCUCAUGGUCGAUGUUCGACCACAUCUCCCGACAGGUUGGCCGCCAGAAACAAAUAGGGCAGCACUCGGAGAUCUAGCAGGAGACCUCUUCAUUUUUGCAGCAACAGCUAUCAAGUUCAUUGACAAUCCAGAAGAGGAUCCGGAGGACAAGUUGAGCCUCAUUUUGACGAAUGUUCAUUCACGUGGUCAAAUCGAUCCAUUGUACAAGCAAGUUCUUGAUUUUGCUUUCGAUAAGAACGGGGACAACGAUCUACUUCAGCAUUUUCAAAAUGUUAUGGGAACGAUAGUGCACCUUAGGGAGCCCUUAACAAUACGAGGACUACGGAUGCUACUGAAUAUUUCAAGUAGCUCUGUAAGGAAGGUUAUUUCUCGUCUAUAUUCGGUUAUUAUCAUUCCUGAUACAGAGGAUGAGUAUAUUCGGUUGAUACACCCGUCAUUUCCUGACUAUCUGACGGACGAACGACGUUGCACCGACAGGAAAUACUUCAUCAACAAAGCGAGACAUCAUACAGAUGUCGCAUGUUGUGCACUUAGAUGCAUGUUAAAGGGUCUGGAAAGAAAUAUAUGCAAGUUGGAGGAGCCUCUCACACUGAACCAGGAAAUAUUAGACCUACCACGGCGAUUGGCGUCUCAUAUACCAUCCCAUCUACGCUAUUCCUGCUUCUAUUGGGGAUUUCACGUUUCUUCGGUCGAUCCUACAGAUGAAAUUCUGGAACUAUUGCACUCGUUCUGCACAACUAAGCUCCUCGCUUGGCUUGAAGUCCUUAUUCUGUACGGACAGAUUGAUAUUGCACUGGGGUGCAUAAGAUUGGUUCGAAAGUGGCUAUCUGUGAGUAAUCCAUUGAGCAUACUUGACGCCAUAGUGACAUGUUUCUUCAGCAUAAAGUGGAACCCUUGUUUAUCGAUACUGCGAGGACACUCUGACGAUGUCCGCUCGGUUUCAUUCUCGCCGGAUGGGUCAAAAAUUAUCUCUGCAAGUGACGAUACAACAAUGCGAAUAUGGGACGUGACGACUGGCACGGCCCUUUCUACAUUCAAUGAUAGCUCUAGUCUGAUUUCAUCGGUUGCAUUCACACCCGAUGGAUCAAAAAUUGUAUCUGGGAGUCAUAAUGGAGCACUGAAAAUAUGGGAUUCAAAGACUGGUAUAGUACUAUCGAUUCUCACGGGUCAUUCAGAUGUAGUCAACUCGAUAGAAAUAUCUCCUGAUGGAUUCUAUAUCGUAUCGGCGAGUAGCGAUAAGACCGCCCGGGUAUGGGGCUCUGGAAGGAUUACCACGUUCACGGGCCAUCAGGCGAGAGUUAAAUCCGCUGCAUUUUCUCCUGAUCAAACGAAGGUUGUUUCUGGAGGUCAUGAUAACGCUCUACGUAUCUGGGACUCGAAGAGUGGCGUAGAACUCAACACUCUUAAGGGUCACACUUAUUGGGUCAACUCAGUAGCAUUCUCCCCUGAUGGAAUGAAGAUUAUUUCGGGAAGUGAUGACCGGACUGUGAGGAUAUGGGAUUCAAUCACAGGAAAGACAAUUGCCAAACUCAAAGGCCAUUUGUACGCAGUCUUGUCCGUUGCAUUCUCAUUGGAUGGGGCAAAGAUUGUAUCUGGGGGACAUGAUAACGAUGUGCGUAUCUGGGACUCAAGUACCGGUAGAAUUCUCUCAAUUCUUGAUGGUCACUCACGUGCUGUCACCUCAUUCGCGCUCUCACCCGACCAAUCAAAGGUUGUAUCCGGGAGCCAGGAUCGGACUGUGAGAAUAUGGGAUUUGACGAGUGAAGCCAGUCUCACAGGGCUCGAUGAUCAUUCAGAUUGGAUCACCUCAGCU